AUGACAGCCACCCAAGCUUCGGUGUCAGAUGAAGUACCUGAUAUGCAUACCUAUGUCGACAAAGCUCAACGACAUCCUCUUCCCGCACGGCCGCCGAAAGAGGUAUGCUUGAAUAUUGAAGCUCAGUCACCUUUGCCAUCGAUCGUGCCCGAGUUCAGAACUCCACAGCAAACUAUUACCGUGGAGAAUAGGCACCGGAGUUCUACCCCACAGACCCCGGUGACCACAGCGCACAUUGAUCCCAAAAUUCUGGAUCAUGCCUCUUGUUCAAUUGCUAGACAUCCCAGUAAAUCUUCAUCCUGCCAGGAGGAGGAGGAGGAUGUUGAUACUGCAAGCAUUUCGGAAACGUCCUCUGUACUACCUUCCACCUUCGACAACGUACUUCCAGCCGAGAACCCUGGACAACAUUUCCGAGCGGAGCUGGUGACUACGCAUCGACAAACUGCAUCUGUGACGAAGAGCUGUCAUACUCGGAAAAACCCUAUGAAAAGUGGCUCCAGUCGACGUGCUUUGCGAGAAACGACUUCUCACAACAGCCCCACUUUUUUCUCUGUUCGUUCUCAGUUCUUUGCUAUGUCAUUACAAGAUCGAUUGCAAUUUGUAUCCUGGUUAUUCGAGGGCGCCCUAUCCCAAUGUGUCUCACAGCCCAUGGGAGCGGAUACAGCAUCUGCAUCGAAUUGUGGAGCAUUUGAUCCAGAUACCAUGCACAAUCUUGCGCACCCAACCCUCGACUGGUUCCCACAUCAGGGAUCCAGAUUUGAACCACAGGUCCACGGAGAUAUACCACCUUGUGAAGCGGGCGAAAAUGAACUAGAAGACGAUCAGCUCGAAUAUGAGAUUGAAAAGAUCCUCACUCAUAGAAGUGAUGCGCAUGGCUCUGUCUCAUACCUUGUCAAGUGGAAAGGCUACGGUGAUGCCGAUGCGACUUGGGAACCAGGAUAUUCAUUAAGGGAUACGAUUGCGUUAGAGAACUACGAGUUACAACGAGCUAUCAAAGCGGACAGAGUCUAUGAGACACCGGAUUGCAGUCGCAAAGCUGAUCGGGCGCGGAGCAAAGCCUUUGUCACCCGUCGGACGCACUCGAUCGCCAAGGGUAGCAGCACGCGCAGCAAUCCUAUCAUAAGGAAAGGUCUUGCAUGGUCUCUGGAAGAAGUCGAUUUUCUAACUAAGCUAAAAGCCCACAAUGAUCUUCCCUGGUCGGCUAUCCAUCGGAGAUUCUCGCAGAAAUUCCCUGGUCGGUCUAAAGGCUCUCUCCAAGUGUAUUGGAGCACAAAGAUGAAAGACAAUCUACAAGAAACGAGAUUUGUUCGAUAG
This is a messenger RNA of Penicillium crustosum, 1314 nucleotides long. RefSeq names its product Chromo domain/shadow. The coding region runs from base 1 to 1314 and encodes 437 amino acids. Gene Ontology annotation, molecular function: chromatin binding. The record is from RefSeq and is a predicted model, not a curated record. Gene Ontology annotation, cellular component: pericentric heterochromatin. The transcript has a single exon. Gene Ontology annotation, biological process: negative regulation of transcription by RNA polymerase II; chromatin organization. NCBI's taxonomy places the organism in Eukaryota, Fungi, Ascomycota, Eurotiomycetes, Eurotiales, Aspergillaceae.